This is a messenger RNA of Diabrotica virgifera virgifera (western corn rootworm), 4675 nucleotides long. RefSeq lists its product as uncharacterized. The record is from RefSeq and is a predicted model, not a curated record. Bases 101 to 1969 code for a protein of 622 amino acids. The transcript has 8 exons. Gene Ontology annotation, cellular component: membrane. NCBI's taxonomy places the organism in Eukaryota, Metazoa, Arthropoda, Insecta, Coleoptera, Chrysomelidae.
UCUAAAAAUUCCUGUAACACUCAGUGGUAAACAAGAUUCACUACACAAUUACGAUUAAAACCUAGAGGAAGCAAAUAUCUAGUUUAACAAAGACUUAAAAAUGGGAAAUAUUAUAUUCUUUUUGUGUUAUGUAGGAUUUUUUGGUGAUUUGCUUAUGGUGAAUUUUGUAUCAGGUUCAGCUGUGGUAUAUAGGACUCAAACUACCAGAAAUAUGCAUAAUAUAUGUCCACCUAUAGAAAUACAAAAUGGGUUAGCUAGAAGAAGAGCUAGGGGAAGAGUAGCCAAAUUUUUUUGUGUAAGAGGGUUUUUAUUGGCUGGGGAAAAACUCAGUACAUGUACUCGUGGUAAAUGGGAUCCAGAAAUUCCAAGAUGUGUACGUCCAACGUGCAAGACUCUAUCUCAACAAAACACUAAUGGGAACAUUUUAAUUUAUCCAACUCAUAGUGGAGCAGUUCAACAUUUCUUCUGUAAAGCUGGUAACUAUUUAAACGGCCCUAGAGAUAUUUAUUGCAACGGUUCAAUAUGGAGUAACAAUGUACCUACCUGUAUAACUAAUAAUCAAAAGCCACCACUAAGUUGUAAUUUUGAGGAUUUGGAUAUUUGUGGUUGGACUCAUGAUCCAAACCAUGAUUUUGAUUGGAAAAGAGAAAAUUAUAACACACCCAGUGGAUCAAUUGGGACCGGACCAAGUUUUGAUCAUACCAAAGGAAGGGGCCAAGAUGGUUACUACAUGUAUAUUGAGUCAUCAUCAAAGUCUGAAAAUGACAGUGCCAGAUUGAUUUCCCCAGUAUAUGAUGUUCGUAGUGAUGAUCUUUGCUUUAAAUUUUAUUACCACAUGUUUGGAGCUACAAUAGGAACUCUUCGGGUAUAUUUAAAAACAAUAAAUGAAAGUUGGAAAUUAAAUCCGGAAUCAGCUUUCUUUUCAAAGAGUAAAAAUCAAGGAGACAAGUGGUAUCGAAGUCUGACUCACCUUGGGAGUGUUACCGAACAAUUUCAAAUAAUCAUUGAGGGUGUCAGAGGUAAUGGGUAUGUAAGUGAUAUAGCUAUAGAUGAUGUAGAAAUUAUUCCAAAUUGUGAAAAUGAAGAAGAAUCUACGACAAGCAUGUAUAGUAGUACUGAUAAUGAAAUGUUUCCAAUAAUAGAUACGUGUGAAGAUCGCUGUGGACAAAAAGAAAAUAUAACAGAAUUGUAUCAUUUGACGUGCGACUGUGAUGAUGAUUGCUUUAUUAGUAACAGAUGUUGUCCUGAUUUUUAUGACACGUGUAUAGAUACGACUUGGGAUACGACUCCUCCUAUAGAUAAAUCUGAAACAGAGGGUUCUUUAACUACAGCCAAAGAGGCAACCACGGCGAAUCAUUUAACAAAAAGUGUGUAUACAACUCAAACAAGACGUCCAGUUACUACAGUAGCUCCAAGAACUACUACCAGAUUUAUGCAUGUAAUACGUUUUAACACACCACCUGUAACUCCUCGAAUAUUCAGAAGAACAACCACUACCACACUAGUUCCUCCACUUCCUCCUUCUACAACUCGUUCUAAUAGAACUACAGUUACAACUCCUACUUCUUCAGUCACAGAACAUAAAGACGACGUACUUGAAGUACCGAGACCUACAAAUAUCGACGAAUUACUCUAUGACGCUAUAAGUGGCUCUAAAGAAUUUUGGUCAGAUGAAGUAGAAAAUGCCAUAGAUGCUCCAAGCACGAGAAAUUUCAGUGAAAGCAACAAGCUUUUCAGUCAGGUCAGACAAGCAGAGACGAGUUCGCAUUUAGUAAUCGUAUCAUUAAGUGUUUGUGCUGCUGUAGUGUUAAUUUCUGUUGUAAGUUUCGUAGUUAUAAGGAGAUAUAUAUAUUCUAGAAAUGUUCUGCAAUCUUCAAAUGGUGAAAGUCAAAGUGACGUGCGAUAUUUGACAAAUUCUGAUGUUCUUGAUCUUUCCUUAGCUAAUGUUUAUGAUGAAUUAUUAAACUAACUUAUUUAUUUAUUUACGUAUAUUAUACAAUUUUUAAAAUUUGUUAACUUGUUUCAAAAUAAAAAUAAUAUCUAGGUACAUGUUGAAGUUGUGCUGUUGAGAUUUUAAAGCAUUUAAAGAAAAGAAAUCCAUAUCGAAAUAGGUCAUAGUAUCAGAAAAUUAUUCAUCUAGUAUUAUUCUUCUUGUAGUGCCAUCUCCGGGACGGAGAUCAUCAUCAUUACGUAGCGCUACAACCCUGGGUGGGUCUUGACCAAUGAACUGUCAACACUGAUGGAAUGGCCCCGUCCCAUUCCAACAGUGAAGCGAGAUAGGCGCCAACAUACAAGAGAGAGGUUCUAGCACUUCUAGAGAGACAUGAGAGAGACAGAGAAUUUGUCAGGUAAAAUUUGCUACAACUACAACGUACCUGACUAGCACUGUCCGAUUAUCUUCCCUCCUUUAUCUGAUUAUCUUCUAUCUCAUCCUGACGCCAUUAACUUCGUUUUAUGGCGAUUCCAUCAGUGUUGACAGUUCGUUGGUCUUGACUGACUGUACAACUUUUUUCCAAUUUGUUCUGUCUUCCAUCAAUCAUGGGUCAAAUGGGUCAAAAUGGUAAUUUUCCGGAGACUUACUUCGAUGUUAUCUCUCCUUCGCAUUCUGGGACGUCCGAGUGGUCUUUUGCCUGUAGUAAUCUCCUCCCAUACCAGUUUUACAAUUCUCUCGUUAUGAAGUCUGUGCACGUGGCCUGUCCAUCUUAGUCGGUGUGAUUUAAUUUCUUGGAUAAUAUCAGCAUCAUUGAAGGGUGCUUUUAAUUCGAUGUUGGUUCUGAUCCCAUAGUAGUUUGUGGUGAUAUCGUGGUGAGGUCUAAAAAUGUUUCUAAGUAUUUUUCGUUCAAAACGUCUGUGCUUUUCUUCGUUUGCUUUGGUCAUGGUCCACGUUUCGCAUCCAUAUGUUGAUAUAGGUCUGACUAUGGAUUUAUAGAUUUUGAUCUUUGAACUUCUUGUUAGAUCUUGUAAGAAUAGACAGCGAUUUGCCGAUUGGAUUCUGUCUUUUAUUUCUUCAGUAACAUCGUUGUCAGCUGUGUUACGGCCCCCAGAUAUUUAAAAAGUUGUACUCUUUUGAAAUUGAAGGUGUUGACCGUCUUAUUUUAUCCUAUCCUGUCUCUUCGUCUCUUUCUAUUUAUACACAUAUAUUUCGUCUUCUCUUCAUUAAUCUUCAGCCCUACUUCACUUGUUGCUCCUUCCAUCUUGUUGAAAAUGUCUUUUAUGGAUAGAAUGGAGUCUCCAACGAGAUCAAUGUCAUCUGCAUAUGCUAGUAAUGGCUUGGGACCUUGAAUUUAUAACAAUUCUGUUUUUAUUUCGGCCGACCUCAUGGCUUUCUCUAAUACAAGGUUAAAAAGUACUAUGGUGAUAACGCAUCAUUCUGUUUGAGUCCACUGUUAAUUUCAAAGCUGUCAGAAGUUUAUUAUUUACACGUACUUUAGAUAUUCCAUCCUCCAUACCUUGUAAUAUUAUGUAAUGUGGUUAAAUAAAUUAAUUCAUUCAUACAGACUUUGGUCAUCCGAAUGAGUUUCUUUGGUAUUGAGAACUCCGCCAUGGCAUUCCAUACUUGGCUUCUUUCUACGCUAUCAUAUGCCUGUCGAAAGUCUAUUAAGAGAUUGUGUAUGGGUCUGUUAUACUCCCAUCCCUUUUCUAGAAGCUGUCUCAGCGUGAAUAGUUGAUCUAUUUUUGACCUGUUUGUCCUCAAACCGGCUUGAUAUUCUCUUAGGAAAUUUUCAGCAUAAGGGGUUAGUCUACUAAGACUGAUGCUUGAGAGGAUUUUAUAUGCCGUGUUUACGAGUGAAAUCCCGCUAUAAUUCAAGCAUUUUGUUUUGUCCCCAUUUUUGUGGAUGGGCACUAUGAUGUUUUCCUUCCAUCUAUCCUUUCUUUUAACCAUAUAUGCGUUAUUAACUGGUGGAUCUCGCGAUGUAUAGUGCGUCUCCCUCAUAUUUCAAAAAUUCUGCUGGUAUCUCGUCCGUACCCGGUGCUUUGUGAUUUUUCAGCUUAUUUAAGGCCUUUUGGGUUUCUUCAAAACAGGGAUUGUAAUGGGCAUGUCCUCUGUGAUAUAGAUCUCUUCUUUGUGCUGUUGUUCCUGUAUGAUGUUAAGAAGGUCUCUGAAAUAAUACCCUUUCCAUUUUUCAGUUAGCUCUUUACCGUUGAUUAUCAUAUGGCAUUGAUUGUCUCUCAGUCUAGUGAUAGCAACGGAGGGCACUUAAAAAAGGAAUUGGCGACAAUAUACAUCCCUGUCUCACCCCACAUCUAAAUUAAAUUUCCCCUGAAAGCUGUUCGUUAACACUUACUUUUGUUCGCUGCUUAUAGUAUAAAUUUAAAUGUUUUUACUCUUCAUAAAAAAAACAAGAUUCAUCUGUCACAAAUGUAAAAAAUUUAUGUGUCUGGAACACUGGACACGUAUUUGUACCUACCUAAUGUAUGGAAAAUAUUGAGUUACUUCAACAAGAAAAAUUCGGUUUCACCAAAUGAUUUUCAUAGUUCUGUUAUAUCUACUUUCUAGGCCAGGUUAUUAGAAAUAUUUGGAUAAUUUUAUAUUAAUAUUUUAAUUCAAGCACGGAGUUUUACCUUAAGUUUUUUUAGAGUUAAGGCUUUCAGAAAAAAAAAUUUUUAGUUUUACUUUCUUUUUUUUUUAAUUUUAGGAAAAUUGUUACUGAAUUUUAUUAAAAAAUGCUUAAAA